AUGUGCGGGGGGUUGAAACUCAACCGCAGAACCUCUACCUUCCCACGAUUCAAAACCAGCUUUACGCAUCGCGCGUCUGAAAUCCUUCCAGCUGACAGUGCCGAGGUCUUGGUCACCAUCUGGAUCAGAGUACAUAGAGGUGAAAACGAUCAGUGUCUUUAUAUCGACUUUGAUUCGCAGCUCGGUCCUCUUUGCGUCAACUUUUCGACCGCUGAGACAACUGGUACUGCUUGUACCGUAUUACCCGCUUGCGUUGGAGCUACCGUUUGUGUCUUCGUCUUCUCUUUAUUGUGCGGGGCUUGA
Molecule: messenger RNA, 303 nt
Organism: Botrytis byssoidea
Lineage: Eukaryota; Fungi; Ascomycota; Leotiomycetes; Helotiales; Sclerotiniaceae
Exons: 1
Coding region: 1-303 (100 amino acids)
Source: RefSeq, a predicted model, not a curated record